UGCUGCACAGUCGUUUCCGGGGCGGUGUGAGAAGGAGCAGGACUCCGAAUGGGUCGCAGUCGCAGUCGCUCCCCACGCAGGGAACGUAGGCGGUCCCGGUCCACCUCCCGGGAGAGAGAUCGCAGGCGCAGAGAACGGUCGCGAUCGCGGGACAGGGAGCGGAGGAGGAGCCGCUCGCGAUCCCCGCACCGAAGACGCUCCAGAUCUCCAAGACGACAUAGAUCCACAUCUCCUUCCCCUUCUCGACUGAAAGAAAGAAGAGAUGAGGAAAAGAAAGAAACAAAAGAAACAAAAAGCAAAGAACGUCAGAUUACUGAGGAAGAUUUAGAGGGGAAAACGGAGGAAGAAAUAGAAAUGAUGAAGUUAAUGGGAUUUGCCUCUUUUGACUCCACAAAAGGGAAGAAGGUGGAUGGCUCUGUAAAUGCCUAUGCCAUAAAUGUGUCUCAGAAGAGGAAGUACAGGCAGUACAUGAAUCGAAAAGGUGGAUUCAACAGACCUUUGGAUUUCAUUGCAUGAGAAUUGAAAUAUUGAAGAAUUACUUUUCUUCCCCUCAUCUUGGUCAGAGUGGAUUUUGUAUUUCAUAUUUAAUAUACAUCAAAAACAGGAUCUCAGUUCUUCCUCAUAAAGUAAGAAAAUCUUAUUUAUGAUGAAUGCAGUUUUCUUACCUUGCCUCAAAAAAGAAAGGUUAAAUAUUACAUUUUUUUCUUUUAGGAAAUAUCAUUUGAGGCAGUCAUCAACCCCAUUUUGUUAGUCCUAAUUCCUGUGGAAGCUGUGUAUGUUUUCUUCUUGGAUCCUCGUUAGGACUUUUUAAAAAACAUUAAUGUAAUUUGGAUGUAAGUUUCUCCAAUAAAGCAAUAUUUCUACCCUUUUA
This is a messenger RNA of Galeopterus variegatus (Sunda flying lemur), 871 nucleotides long. RefSeq names its product small nuclear ribonucleoprotein 27kDa (U4/U6.U5) (gene SNRNP27). The transcript has 6 exons. Lineage: Eukaryota; Metazoa; Chordata; Mammalia; Dermoptera; Cynocephalidae. The coding region runs from base 49 to 516 and encodes 155 amino acids. Gene Ontology annotation, biological process: RNA splicing. The record is from RefSeq and is a predicted model, not a curated record. Gene Ontology annotation, cellular component: precatalytic spliceosome.